This is a messenger RNA of Lineus longissimus, 1836 nucleotides long. RefSeq names its product pre-mRNA 3'-end-processing factor FIP1-like. The record is from RefSeq and is a predicted model, not a curated record. Bases 1 to 1512 code for a protein of 503 amino acids. Gene Ontology annotation, cellular component: mRNA cleavage and polyadenylation specificity factor complex. Lineage: Eukaryota; Metazoa; Nemertea; Pilidiophora; Heteronemertea; Lineidae. The transcript is spliced from 14 exons.
AUGGCGACCGAAAUUGAGGACGACGAAGCUUGGCUUUAUGGAGAUUCCAAGAAAGAUGAAGAAGAUGAAGUAGAACCGGCUGUGCCAGGUACGGCUGACAGUAGGCUGUCUGCAGAUGCUCCUGAAUUUGAGCCUAAAGAAAAGUCGCCAGAUGAUACAGAGGGUGGUGAGCAGAGUGGUGAUGAGCAUGCUCCUGAAGCAGAGGAGGGUAUGGAAGAAGAGGCACCUGAGGGGGAAGAACAAGAAGAGGAGGAAGAUGAGGACUCUGAUGAUGAUGUGCAGAUUACAAUCGGAGAUAUCAAAAGUGGCCCAGUCGAUGCUCCUGCAAGGUUUAAAGCAGGUGCUGCAUACCAGAGAACUGCAUCGGUUGUCGCUGCCGCAGCUAAGAAACCAUCAGAUGGAAAAGGCGUUGAUGUGGAUACUCCUGGUGCCAUAAAUGGCGUCCAAAUCUACGAGUUUGACCUUGAGACAAUUCAGGAGAAGCCAUGGCUGAAACCAGGUGCUGAUUUGACAGAUUAUUUCAACUAUGGAUUCAAUGAAGAAACAUGGAAAAAAUAUUGUGAAAAACAGAAAAGUGUUCGCUUAGAAUACAAUCCGGGUAGUUUGCAAAAGCCAUUAAUAUACAAUACACAUUCAGCGACUGGCCAGCCUCAUCACAGUUAUGAAUCACGGACGGUUACAACUGUACAGACGGAUGAAAACAAGAAUCCUAAUAACAGUGUAGUUACCGUAACAGUUCCAAGAAAGGAAGAGCAACAACAAUGGCGAGCUGCACCACCACCACGGCGUAAAUUUUCUGGUACGAUAGAUGUAAUAGGAUCAACAGAGAGAGAUUCACGGAGGCCACAAAAUUAUUCAAAUAUACCUGUGGCUGGCAGUGGGGGCAAUGACUAUAAUUCCCAGUCCUAUGGAGCCCCGGCCAGUACCAUUCCAUCACAUUCUGCUCCACCUCCUCAGCCUAACUUUAGUGCACCGCCCCCAAUGAUGCAUCAGGCUCCUAUGCCGAACUAUAAUGUACCUCCGCCAAACAUGCCACCACCACAACAGCAAUACGGAGGACAAGGACCCCCUGCAGGAUAUUACGGCCCGCCUCCAGGUCAAGGCGGUCCACCACCUCAAGGACCACCACCUGGUGGCUAUGACUACGGUGGCUAUGGUGGGCCACCACCAUCACAACAACCUAAUUAUGGUCCUCCUCAGCAAUAUGGAGGUGGGCCUCCGCCACAGGCUCCUUACAGGUCGCCUGAUCGAAGCUCGCCCCAACGUCAUUGGGAUUAUAGUGGUCAUCCUGGUGGAAGAAGUCCAGAUGAUUAUAAAAGUUCCAGUCGCGACCACUACAGAGAAAGGUCAAGGUCAAGGGAACGUGAUCGCCCAGAACGGAGAUUCAAGGAACAUAAAGAACAUAAGAAGAGGAAAUAUGAAGAGGAGGAGAAUGGCCACAAAACAAAACAUAAGAAGAGCAGACGAUCGAAAAAGGACCGGGAGGGAUCUGCUGAGCCUGCUAAGACAUAGUUGUUUUCUGAGAAUCGUAACCGUUUGUCUAUAUUGUUGGACACUUAUCCUGUUUGAACUCUUGACUGCUUUUACCAAUAUUGGGUCAUCAACCAAGCUGUAUUGACAGAGAAUAUUGUUCGAUCUGCUUGGUGAGUAUCAGUACCACCAGGUCAGGUUGCUUCACCAGCUUUGACAUUUCAUCCAACCUAGCUGUCUGGUGCCGGUAGUGAAUUAUAACCAUUAGUUUGAUACUAAUGAAGGGGGAGAGUAGUCGUGGUAUAGGUACCGGGUAUGUACAACAUGUCAUGGCAAAUAAACGCAUUUAUUUGUAACCUAAUACAA